AUGAGGGAGCUCAUUCGGGAGUCCAUCUUCGGCCAAACUAUACGCUUGGUCACCAAAAGAAAUUUCCUCCAGUAUCCCGAGGAGCUGGACCCGUCGUUAUGGAAACAAUACAUCGACUGUGAGAAAUCCGGACGACCGGCGCUCCGAAGCGUCUCCUUGCCCACUCGAAGGGCCUCUGAGGAAGAGUCGGAAGACGAACGCAAGCGAAGCGUCGAUGUCGAAAAGGAAGGGAACGACUCUGACACACAUUCGCCGACUCGGACAAACCAGACAGAUGCCAUUGCAGAUCCGGAAAAUGGAAAAGAAACACUACUAGUUACUUGGUACGGGCCAAAUGACCCUGCUAACCCGCAAAAUUGGUCGGUAGGCAAAAAGUUCUUCGUGACGUUUGAAAUCUGUCUCUUGACUUUUAGUAUCUACAUCGGCUCCGCAAUUUACAGUGCCGGUAUCGUCGAUGUUAUGCAGAAGUUCCGCGUCUCCCAGGUGGCUGCAACUCUGGGCCUGACUUUGUUUGUCGCUGGCUACGGAGUUGGUCCGAUGAUUUGGUCACCCAUGUCGGAGAUCCCGACCAUCGGUCGUAAUCCCGUUUAUUUCCUCACGCUUGUUGUCUUUGUCGUUUUCCAAGUCCCCACUGCCCUUUCAGUCAACUUUGGAAUGCUUCUCGCCUUCCGUUUUCUGACUGGGUUCUUCGGCUCGCCUGUCUUGGCCACCGGCGGAGCUAGUGUCGGUGACAUGUAUGCUCCGCGCAAGCGCGCUUACGGAAUGGCAGUCUGGGGAAUUGCGGCCGUAUGCGGGCCUACGAUGGGACCUCUAAUUGGCGGCUUCGCUGCCCAAGCCAAGGGCUGGACGUGGACCAUCUGGGAACUGAUGUGGCUUUCCGGGUUCUGCCUGAUCUUCAUCUUCUUUUUCUUGCCCGAGACCAGUUCGACGAACAUCCUCUACCGCCGCACCCGCCGCCUCCGCAAACUCACCGGGAAUCCCAAUUUAAAAUGCGAACCCGAGAUCAUGGCAGAGCACAUGACGGGAAAAGAGAUUGCGCUGAUGACGCUGGUACGGCCGUUCACGCUCAACUUCACGGAGCCCAUGGUCUUCCUGCUUAACCUUUACAUCGCUCUCAUCUACGGCCUGCUCUACAUCUGGUUCGAAUCCUUCGUCAUAGUCUUCGUCGAAAUCCACGGCUUCAACCUGGGUCAGCAGGGGCUCGCUUAUCUCGGCAUCUUUGUUGGUGCGCUCCUCACUAUUCCACCUUUCUUCAUCUACCUCUACAGGGUGCAGGAGAAGCAGUUCAACGAGCGCGGCGAGAUCCAGCCGGAGAAGCGACUACCGCCCGCCUUCGUUGGUGCCUUCUGUGUGCCCAUCUGCCUGUUCUGGUUCGGAUGGAGCGCGCGUCCGGAUGUUCACUGGAUCAUGCCCAUCAUCGGUAGUGGCUUCUUCAGCAUCGCCGCGACGCUGCUCUUCAAUUCCGUGCUCAACUAUCUCGCCGACGCGUACCCGGACUACGUCGCUAGCGUGCUGGCUGGUAAUGACAUCAUGCGUUCUUCGUUUGGCGCUGGCUUCCCGCUGUUCGCGAAUGCAAUGUACAAGAAUUUGGGCGUUGCAUGGGCGAGCAGCACACUUGCGUUUUUGGGCAUCGCUUUCAUCCCGAUUCCGUUCGUGUUGUACAUUUUUGGUGAGAGGAACGAAGGAAAGAAGGAAGCCAUGAGUAAACCGGUCGAACAAGCGCUUGUCGGCCUCGUACCCGCGCACAAUGGUCCCCUCCCAUCCGAGUUGCUAAGCGUCGCCGUCUCACUCCUCGCGCAAUCGCGUAGCAAAGCGAGCAGCCUAAGGCCCGAGGAGGAGAUUGCCCGAACAUAUGCAUGCGCGCAUCUGGCAUGCGAGAGAUUAAAACAACGUCUUAACCUCCCCCCUAUCGUCCCGCGCCCGCCAAUUCCUCCCCGCGCCUACAAGAAAGUCUACAACUACUUCGACAGCGCCCUCACCAUCUCCUCCUCACAGCCUCAAACCCCAAGCAGACGCGCCGCCCGUGCUGCCGCCGCCGAGUCCUCUGCUACCACACCAACGAGCAAACGCACACCAGCCGCUACAACCGCCGCAACACCGUCCCGAACUCCCGCCAGAACGGCAUCACACGGAGGGCGAGCAGGCGCACGCACGCCCACAGCCGCGUCAGCAAGAAGAAGUACCGCUGCUGGUGGCGAGUAUGACGAUGAUGGAGUGGUGCCGGCAUACGUGACCCCGCUCAUCCGCGCGCUAAGCAAGGCGCUGGGCACACCGGCGGCGGUGCCACACGUGUAUGCGGGUGUGCGGUCGGUACUCAAGGAAGCGACAACAACAGCUGCUAAUAGCACGCCGUCGCGAUCGUCGGCGAGGAAGCGCCGUAGUGGAGGGCAGGAGGGGAUCGAGACGCUGGCGGCGACGAAUGGCGGGGUCGACGAAAACGACGUCCCGCCGCUUGUGGCCGUGUUGCUGAUGUACACAAUCAUCAGGUUGAGCGGGAGGCCGACGCGCGCCACAGAGCAUCGGGGGAGGAAGGAGGAGGCGGUGAGAGUGUUGGCAGAGUGCGAGGCGUGUGAGGGGCUGGCGGAAGAGGAGUUGCUGGCACGGGUGGAGCGCUUGCUGGUCGAGGUUAAGGAGAGAGGAUGGUUGGAGAUGGAGUGGUUUGAGAAUGUGGGGCAAAAGGCAGGUGGUGAUGGGGAUGAGGAUGUGGAGAUGGGGGAGGAUGGGGAGGAAGAUGAUGGAUCGGGGCUUGGGAGGGAUUCAGCGGACGUGCCUCCAUAUACUCCAAUGAAGAAGAGAAAAACAGGGGACAAGGGGAUGGACGUGCAGGCUGGUGUGUCUCAGGGCGGACUGGGCACGAUGAUGCAGGAUAAGGUCGAUUAUCUGAGCGAGGCGAGGAGGGCGGGGUUCUUGAGAUGGAAGGCGGGUAUCAUGAAGAGGGUGGAGCAGAUUGAGAGAGAGGAUGGUCAGGCCAUGGAUGUGUCUACUUGA
Messenger RNA from Lasiodiplodia theobromae, 2988 nucleotides. Its product is annotated as Multidrug resistance protein. Lineage: Eukaryota; Fungi; Ascomycota; Dothideomycetes; Botryosphaeriales; Botryosphaeriaceae. The record is from RefSeq and is a predicted model, not a curated record. Gene Ontology annotation, biological process: DNA replication; xenobiotic detoxification by transmembrane export across the plasma membrane. Bases 1 to 2988 code for a protein of 995 amino acids. Gene Ontology annotation, cellular component: membrane; nuclear origin of replication recognition complex. Gene Ontology annotation, molecular function: fluconazole transmembrane transporter activity; DNA binding; xenobiotic transmembrane transporter activity. The transcript is spliced from 5 exons.